Theobroma umbraticum is the source of this 1713-nucleotide messenger RNA. It is a transcript of the gene MYB16, whose product is annotated as myb domain protein 16. The record is from RefSeq and is a predicted model, not a curated record. NCBI's taxonomy places the organism in Eukaryota, Viridiplantae, Streptophyta, Magnoliopsida, Malvales, Malvaceae.
UAAAGGGUUUUCCUUCUGUCAUGUGACUUUAGCAUAUGCUCUGAUCAAAAAUUAAUUUCUCUAUCCCAUUUAUUUCACUGACCUUUCUUCUCUGCCCAUCUCUUCAUUUACAAACACAAGCCUCUUCCCCUCCCCACCCCACACCCCCCUCUUUCUCUCUCUCUCCCUUCUCUCCAUUAGUUUCUCAAUAUCUUGUGUUAUAUAAAGGCAGAACCAACUUUCCUCUUCUUUGCUGAUUUCACUAUAUACCCAAUGGGACGAUCACCUUGCUGUGACAAAGUGGGUUUGAAGAAAGGACCAUGGACACCCGAAGAAGAUCAGAAACUCUUAGCUUACAUUGAAGAACAUGGUCAUGGAAGCUGGCGUGCCUUGCCGGCAAAAGCCGGUCUUCAAAGAUGUGGGAAGAGCUGCAGGCUUAGAUGGACUAAUUAUCUACGACCUGAUAUUAAGAGAGGAAAGUUUAGUUUGCAAGAAGAACAGACCAUCAUUCAACUCCAUGCCCUUUUGGGGAACAGGUGGUCGGCUAUAGCCACUCACUUGCCAAAGAGAACUGAUAAUGAGAUCAAAAACUACUGGAAUACUCAUCUCAAGAAAAGGUUAGCCAAAAUGGGAAUUGAUCCAGUCACUCACAAGCCAAAAAGUGAUGCUUUACUCUCCACUGAUGGUCAAUCCAAGAAUGCAGCAAACCUUAGCCAUAUGGCUCAAUGGGAGAGUGCUAGGCUUGAAGCUGAAGCUAGGUUGGUUAGAGAAUCAAAGCUACGUUCAAAUUCACUCCAACAUCAGCUGAACCCUCCAGGUUAUGCUCCUUCUGCUUCUGCUUCUGCUUCUGCUUCUACUUCAGCUGCCCAGCUUGUGAAUAAGACAGCUUGGAACAGUGGCUGGACAAAAUCCAGUGAAGGUAAUACUGGUGUUUUAAACAGUACUGGACUUGGGGCUGCUGGUGACCUUGAGUCUCCUACAUCUACACUUACUUUCUCAGAGAAUGCACCUCCAAUCAUGAGUACCGGGCUAGGCGUGAGUUCAAUGCCCAUGAUUGAGUUUGUUGGCACUACUUCUGGCUCAUCAGACACUGGAAUCAUCAAAGAAGAAGGUGAACAAGACUGGAAAGGCCUUGGAAGUUCAAGUAAUUUGCCUGAAUACAAAGACGGUAUGGAGAAUUCUCUAUCAUUCACUUCUAGCCUUCAUGAUAUGACAAUUUCCAUGGAAGGAGGAUGGACUCCGGAGUCUUUGAGGCCAAAUAAUGGCCUUGUUAAUGUUGGGAAUGUAAUGGAUGAAGGCUUCACUAAUCUUCUUCUUAAUGAUUCCAUGGACCGGAGUUUAUCAGACAGUGGCAAAGAAUCUGAUGAACACAGUGGAGGCAGUGGUGAUGGAAGUGACUACUACGAAGAUAAUAAGAACUAUUGGAACAGCAUUCUUAAUUUGGUGAACUCUUCCCCAUCAGAUUCACCAAUGUUCUAAAGAAGUUGAUCACAACCACAAUCCUUAGCCCAAGUCAAAAAGCCAUUAAUUAUAUUUUAUUUGUUCUCAAGCAGUGCAAAUACCAUCAGCUAAUUUUUUUUCCCCACAACUUAAGUGUGCACGUGAUGGUUAAUUUGCUACCAUGCUUCGCUGAUCAUAUCGCUAUAUCCCUAUCAGAAAGCAACAAAUACAGCUUUGAGCCGCUCUCUCACUCUUUGCCUUUCUACAAAAUGAAAUGUUGAUAGCUUUUCAAUU